Molecule: messenger RNA, 618 nt
Organism: Cryptococcus wingfieldii CBS 7118
Lineage: Eukaryota; Fungi; Basidiomycota; Tremellomycetes; Tremellales; Cryptococcaceae
Exons: 3
Coding region: 1-618 (205 amino acids)
Biological process (GO): transmembrane transport
Molecular function (GO): oligopeptide transmembrane transporter activity
Source: RefSeq, a predicted model, not a curated record
AUGUUCACCACCCAGGUGUACGGCACUGUUUUCGGCGCAUUCAUCGACUGUGUCGUCAUGAUCAACAUUGUCAACUCGCACAGGGAGCUCCUUCAGGACACCAAUGGCUCUUCUGUCUGGUCAGGACAAUACUUCCAAAGUCAAUCGACUCAAGCAUCCGUCUGGGCUUUGGCCAAGUACUUGUAUGGUAGAAGCGGAGAAUACUUCAUUGUGCUCUUGGGCCUCCCUAUCAGGUUUGCUGCAGUGAUACUUCAUCGUGUGUUUGCACGAUACGUGCCUCACAUCGGCAAGUUCUCUCUCAGCGACCUCAACCUUCCCCAAUUCUUCAUCUACUCAGGCUACCUGGGAUUCAACCAGACACAAAGCUGUGUCGUCCUAUCUCAUCUCGCAGCCGGAUUCUUCACCCGAUUCUACCUACGAAAUUACAAGCCCAGAAUCUUCAGAGACUACUCGUAUCUUGUCACUGCGGCCUGGGACGGGGCGAGUCUAUUCGUCUUGUUUAUCUUGUCUUUCGCAGUGUUUGGUGCCUCGAACUCUACUGUAGCCUUCCCAUCUUGGUGGGGAAAUCCUGCAGAUGGCUACCCUGGUGUCCGACAGUUGAUCGACUGCAAAUGUUGA